Penaeus monodon (black tiger shrimp) is the source of this 501-nucleotide messenger RNA. RefSeq lists its product as uncharacterized. The record is from RefSeq and is a predicted model, not a curated record. The transcript has a single exon. Bases 1 to 501 code for a protein of 166 amino acids. NCBI's taxonomy places the organism in Eukaryota, Metazoa, Arthropoda, Malacostraca, Decapoda, Penaeidae.
AUGAGUCGCCUCCCCCAGAACGGGGCGGAAGAGACGCCUCCCCAGGAGCGGCAGAAGAGACGCCUGCCCAGGACGGGGCGGAAGAGAGCCUGCCCAGGACGCGGGGGAAAGAGACGCCCUGCCCAGGACGCGCCGGAUGGCCGCCUGCUCAAGACGCCCCCGGGUGAAGCCCCGCCAGGACGCCCGGAAGAGACCCCCUGCUCAAGACGCCCCGGAGAACGCUUGCUCAGGAUGCGCCGGGAUGAGUCCCGUCCAGGAGCCCCGGUGAGCCGCCUGCUAAAGAGCACGGAGAGUCGCCUGCUCAGGACGCGGGGGAAGAGACGCCUGCUCAGGACGGGGGCGGAAAAGAGAGCCGCCCGGACGCGGGGAAAGAGACCCCCACCAGGACCGGCGGAAGAGCGCCUGCCCAGGACGCGGCGGAAGGACUUUCCCCCCAGGCGCGGGGAAGGAGCCUGCCCGGGACGCGGCGGAAGAGACGCCUGCUCAAGACGCGCCGGAUGA